This is a messenger RNA of Naumovozyma castellii, 2301 nucleotides long. It is a transcript of the gene MEF1, whose product is annotated as Mef1p. The transcript has a single exon. Lineage: Eukaryota; Fungi; Ascomycota; Saccharomycetes; Saccharomycetales; Saccharomycetaceae. The record is from RefSeq and is a predicted model, not a curated record. The coding region runs from base 1 to 2301 and encodes 766 amino acids.
AUGUUGUUUUUACCAAGAACUAUCACACAACUGCCCCUCAGGUGCGUUCGAUGUCGUGGCAUUCCGGCAACGAUUCUCUCGAAGACCGCAUACCAACUCUCAAGGAAAAGGGCAUUCCAGACUUCAACGAGACUAAGAUCAGAAUAUGAAGAGGAAAAACCUAUCCUAGACGAGAUCUCGAAAUCUUUAACAACGCAGGAUAUUGAAUCCUCCAAGAAACUUCGGAAUAUUGGGAUUUCUGCCCAUAUUGAUUCCGGGAAGACCACGUUUACCGAACGUGUCCUAUAUUACACUGGUAGAAUUAAAGCCAUUCAUGAAGUCAGAGGUAAGGAUAAUGUGGGAGCAAAGAUGGACUCCAUGGAUUUGGAAAGAGAAAAGGGGAUUACUAUCCAAUCUGCAGCUACCUAUUGUUCCUGGGAUAAAGAUGGUAAACCAUAUCAUUAUAACUUAAUUGAUACACCCGGCCACAUUGAUUUCACUAUCGAGGUGGAAAGAGCUUUAAGAGUGCUGGAUGGAGCUGUGCUUGUUGUUUGUGCCGUGUCGGGAGUUCAGUCUCAAACUGUUACCGUGGAUCGUCAAAUGCGUAGAUAUAAUAUUCCAAGAAUCACAUUUAUUAAUAAGAUGGAUAGAAUGGGAUCAAACCCCUUUAAGGCUAUUGAACAAUUGAACUCCAAACUUAAGAUACCUGCUGCCGCCUUACAGGUUCCUAUUGGGGCUGAAUCAGGUCUACAAGGUGUGGUUGAUAUAAUUAAUCGUGUGGCCCUGUAUAACAAAGGUGAUAGUGGUGAGAUUAUUGAAAAGGGUGAAGUCCCUAAGGAUUUGGUAGAUUUAGUGGAAGAGAAGAGACAACUAUUAAUUGAUACUUUAGCUGAUGUAGAUGAUGAAAUGACGGAAUUGUUCCUUGAAGAAAAACAACCUACAGUGGAACAAAUUAAAAGUGCCAUUCGUAGAGCUACCAUCGCUAGAAAGUUUACCCCCGUAUUGAUGGGUUCUGCUCUAGCCAAUAUGGGGAUUCAACCUGUAUUAGAUGCAAUCGUGGAUUACUUACCAAACCCAUCCGAAGUAUUAAAUACAGCAUUAGAUGUUGCCAAGGACGAAGCUAAAGUAAAUUUGGUUCCAUCCGCUCAAAAGCCAUUUGUUGGAUUAGCUUUCAAAUUGGAAGAAGGUAAGUAUGGUCAAUUAACUUAUAUCCGUGUUUACCAGGGCCGUUUAAAGAAGGGUAAUUACAUUACAAAUGUUAAGACUGGUAAGAAAGUUAAAGUAUCUCGUUUGGUAAGAAUGCAUUCUAAUGAUAUGGAAGACGUGGACGAAGUGGGAUCAGGUGAAAUUUGUGCCACAUUUGGUAUCGAUUGUUCCUCGGGUGACACUUUCACAGAUGGUACAGUUGAGUAUUCUAUGUCUUCAAUGUACGUCCCAGAUGCAGUGGUCUCAUUAUCUAUUUCACCAAAAGGGAAAGAUGUUCCAAAUUUUUCGAAGGCAUUGAAUAGAUUUCAAAAGGAGGAUCCUACAUUUAGAGUUCGUUUUGACCCUGAAUCUAAGGAAACUAUUAUAUCCGGUAUGGGUGAAUUACAUCUGGAAAUCUAUGUGGAGAGAAUGAAACGUGAAUACAAUGUUGAGUGUAUAACAGGGAAACCACAAGUUUCAUAUAGAGAAUCUAUUACUAUUCCAGCAGAGUUUGAUUACACGCAUAAGAAACAAUCUGGUGGUGCUGGCCAAUAUGGUAGAGUAAUUGGUACACUAUCACCAGCAGAGGAAGGUGGUAAGAAUAACGUCUUUGAAACAGCAAUUGUUGGUGGACGUAUUCCGGAAAAAUAUUUAGCUGCCUGUUCUAAGGGGUUUGAAGAUGCUUGUGAAAAGGGUCCACUAAUUGGCCACAAAGUCUUAAAUGUGAAGAUGUUAAUCAAUGAUGGUGCCAUCCAUGCUGUGGAUUCCAAUGAAUUAUCAUUUAAAACAGCGACUAUGGGGGCUUUCCGUGAAGCCUUCUUAAAGGCUGAACCGGUUAUCUUGGAACCAAUUAUGACUGUAACAGUGACAUCACCAAAUGAAUUCCAAGGGAAUGUUAUUGGUCUUCUAAAUAAAUUACAAGCUGUAAUUCAAGAUACUGAUAAUGGCCAUGAUGAAUUUACAUUAAGAGCAGAAUGUACAUUAAGUACAAUGUUUGGGUUUGCUACUUCAUUAAGAGCCUCUACUCAAGGUAAAGGUGAAUUCUCUUUGGAGUUUAAUAGAUAUGCUCCAACCUCACCACACGUUCAAAAGCAAAUGAUUCAAGAAUUUAAGGAAAAGAACUUAAAGAAAAAAUAA